This is a messenger RNA of Acipenser ruthenus (sterlet), 1789 nucleotides long. RefSeq names its product calcium/calmodulin-dependent protein kinase type II subunit alpha. The transcript has 19 exons. Gene Ontology annotation, biological process: protein phosphorylation. Gene Ontology annotation, cellular component: cytoplasm; neuron projection. Gene Ontology annotation, molecular function: ATP binding; calcium/calmodulin-dependent protein kinase activity; calmodulin binding. Lineage: Eukaryota; Metazoa; Chordata; Actinopteri; Acipenseriformes; Acipenseridae. The record is from RefSeq and is a predicted model, not a curated record. The coding region runs from base 111 to 1580 and encodes 489 amino acids.
CUGUCAAUCAAAGCAUCUCCCUCCAGUCGAGAGAUCAGGAAUGAUAGAGGCAUACUGUUCGAGCAAAGCAAGCUGAAUUCAACAGAAAGACCAAGAUAAACAUCUGAAGCAUGGCAACCAUCACCUGCACCAGGUUCACUGAGGAAUUUCAGCUUUUUGAAGAACUGGGCAAAGGCGCGUUUUCUGUGGUGAGACGCUGUCUGAAGGUCCUCACAGGACAGGAGUAUGCUGCAAAGAUCAUUAACACCAAGAAGCUUUCAUCCAGAGAUCACCAGAAACUGGAGAGAGAGGCUCGUAUCUGCAGGCUUUUAAAGCACUCAAAUAUUGUGAGACUUCAUGACAGUAUCUCUGAAGAGGGUCACCACUACCUAAUCUUUGAUUUAAUAACUGGAGGAGAACUUUUUGAAGAUAUUGUUGCGAGGGAGUAUUAUAGUGAGGCUGAUGCCAGUCACUGUAUUCAGCAAAUCCUGGAGGCGGUUCUUCAUUGUCACCAGAUGGGAGUGGUCCACAGGGACCUGAAGCCUGAAAACCUGCUGUUAGCGUCCAAGUCGAAGGGAGCGGCAGUGAAGCUGGCUGACUUUGGCCUGGCGAUUGAAGUGGAAGGAGACCAGCAGGCUUGGUUUGGCUUUGCUGGAACCCCUGGCUACCUGUCUCCGGAGGUCCUGAGGAAAGACCCUUAUGGAAAACCAGUUGAUCUGUGGGCCUGUGGUGUUAUUUUAUAUAUCCUCCUGGUUGGAUAUCCACCGUUUUGGGAUGAGGACCAGCACAGACUCUAUCAGCAGAUCAAGGCUGGAGCUUAUGAUUUCCCUUCUCCAGAGUGGGACACCGUUACCCCUGAAGCAAAGGACCUCAUCAACAAGAUGCUAACCAUUAACCCUGCAAAGCGUAUUACUGCUGCAGAGUCUCUCAAACACCCCUGGAUUUCGCAUCGCUCCACGGUGGCGUCCUGCAUGCACAGACAGGAGACGGUGGAAUGCUUGAAGAAGUUCAAUGCGAGGAGGAAGCUCAAGGGAGCUAUCCUCACUACAAUGUUGGCGACAAGAAACUUUUCAGGGAAUAAGAGUGGAGCUAACAAGAAGAACGAUGGGGUGAAGAAAAGGAAGUCCAGUUCCAGCGUCCAGCUCAUGGAAUCCUCUGAAAGCACUAACACCACCAUUGAGGAUGAGGAUACCAGAGGGAGGAAGCAGGAGAUUAUUAAAGUGACAGAGCAGUUGAUUGAAGCUAUCAGCAAUGGGGAUUUUGAGUGUUACACGAAGAUGUGCGACCCGAGUGUCACCGCUUUUGAACCCGAAGCUCUAGGAAACCUGGUGGAGGGACUUGACUUCCAUCGAUUUUAUUUUGAAAACUUGUGGUCUAAGAACAGUAAGCCGGUCCACACCACAAUCCUGAACCCCCACAUCCACCUGAUUGGUGAGGAAGCUGCCUGCAUUGCUUAUAUCCGCAUCACCCAGUACAUUGACAGCAGCGGUCUGCCGCGUACCGCACAGUCAGAGGAGACGCGCAUCUGGCAUCGCCGUGACGGCAAGUGGCAGAUCGUUCACUUCCACCGUUCCGGCACUUCUUCGGCAAUUGCUAAUUGAACUAUCGGAUUUAGGAAAUGAGCUGCAAGACUCUCCUUAAAGUCUCCAAUCAGCUUUCCAUCCAGGAGCUGUCAGAGGUCGGAUCACCAGGGGAACUGAAGUCCGUCGCAUUUCAUAUCUUACUUGAAACCUGUUUACACUUCCACUAAGUCAAUAUGAAUGGUAUUAUAAAACACUAUCAUUUAUAUAUAUGUAUAUAUAUAUAUAUA